Trypanosoma grayi is the source of this 1644-nucleotide messenger RNA. Its product is annotated as receptor-type adenylate cyclase. The record is from RefSeq and is a predicted model, not a curated record. The annotation marks the transcript as partial. Lineage: Eukaryota; Euglenozoa; Kinetoplastea; Trypanosomatida; Trypanosomatidae. The transcript has a single exon.
AUGAUGGCGUUUGCGCCCUUUACAAUAACAUCUGCUGUCCGCACGUGGAACCCCAGCUUUUACUUCGUGCGAACGAGUCCUGCCGCUGAGGUGAUGGCCCUCCUCCGCUACACUAUCUCCUCUCUACUUGUGCGUCGGUUUGGGUUCAUGUACCUGCAGGGUCUUUCCUUCGGUGAUAAGGAAUAUCAAGUCGCCCAGCAGACAAUGUCCAAAAUGGGCGGUGAGUUCAGCGGCGUGUUCACUCUGAAUGGAUCCUACACCGGGUCCGCUGAUGAUGCUGUGUUCAACGCCGAGUGGGAGAAGUUUGCCGACACCCGCCCGCAGGCUGUGAUUGUGUUUGGUGCACGUGUGAACGACACCAUCAAAUUUAUCCAAAAAAUGUUGACGGACCCCCGCACCGCUGACGCCUUCCUGCUUGGGCCGUUUGCACUACAGGACAUUCUAUUGAGUACGUGGCGUGAGGCGGUGAGUGCUGGUGGUGUUCCGUUUGUGAGUGGCCAAGUGAUCACAACGGGUGUAAGUCCGCUUGCGAGCGACACGCAGUACGAGGCGAUUAAGCGCUUUCGCAAAGUGAUUCGUUCCUUCUUGAAAACAGUGGGAUCCAGCUUUGACAACGGCGAAGGAGACUUUCUCCAUAACGAUGAGGUUGGCGAGUUGAUGGUUUCUGGGUGGAUUGUCGGUGAAGUGAUGUCUCAGGCUCUCAGGUCUCCUGAGUGGAUAAGAGACAGAGAGACAUUUAGACAAUCUCUGUUCAAUCAGCGUCGCUAUGUUGUCGACGACCUCGUGUUUGGGGAUUUCGGUGGAGCCUGCUCUGCGCUUGCCAAAUCUCACGGUGCCGUCUGCUACUGCAACCAGGGUGGCCGGACGGUUUAUAUGAAGCGAUUUGUGAAGGAUUUUCUUGCGGAAGCGGUAAGUGAAGGUAUUAUGACAUUGAAGACGUCACAUUGCUAUCACACAAUGUUUCGUAUGCGUCAGCCCCUUAAUGGUGUUGCUGUAAGAUUGGUGGAUGGAUCGGAGCACUCGACGGCAACGUCGCGAUGGCUGAAAGGGUCAGUUGCCGCUUUGGGUAAGGCCAGCCCUAGGGAUACCCAAAACUUCUUUCUGCAGUUUUUGAAUUCGACUACAGAUGAUGCAGGAAUGACGCUAAACCAGGAAAUAGAGGAGAGAGUGACAGAUGCUGUGGUGGGAAUGGUAACGGAGGAAAUGCUGGAGCAGUCGGAGGUCACUUUCAUUGAUCCAGUGUUCCUUCAGCCGCGGCUGAACCACUUUCAGAGGCAUGUGAUUCACCUGUCACCGACGCUGGAGCAGGAGCUCUUUGUGCUUGCGCAGUACCUCGCCAACACGGCUGACGCCAACGCCCACGCUGUGAUCCGAAGCGACGAGGCAGCUGCUAUUGCUGAUGUGUUGCGGCAGUCGCUAGUGACGUUUGGCGGGUCGCUGCUGUCGUCCGCGCUGCUGGGUGCCGAUGACGCGCUGGAGAGCCACCUGCCUCGCGAUGGCGAUGUGUUCGUCGUGGGCCUCGCUGCAACCGAUGUCGCUGUGGUCGCGGGUCACCUGGCGAAGCACCGCAGUGUGCGUGUGCUUGUGCUGUUCACGGCGUUCUCGUUGCUGUACGAUGAGUUUGUUGCUGCGUUCAAUGGGAGU